Messenger RNA from Mauremys reevesii (Reeves's turtle), 2893 nucleotides. It is a transcript of the gene CAP1, whose product is annotated as cyclase associated actin cytoskeleton regulatory protein 1. Gene Ontology annotation, cellular component: cytoplasm. Gene Ontology annotation, molecular function: adenylate cyclase binding; actin binding. Gene Ontology annotation, biological process: regulation of adenylate cyclase activity; cytoskeleton organization; cell morphogenesis. Lineage: Eukaryota; Metazoa; Chordata; Testudines; Geoemydidae. The transcript has 13 exons. Bases 169 to 1590 code for a protein of 473 amino acids. The record is from RefSeq and is a predicted model, not a curated record.
CGGAGAGGGGCGUGGCACUCCUCCGGCCCGCCCCCCGUGCGUAGUUCCGGUGAGGCCGGAGGCCGGAAGUGGAGGGCGGGGCGGCGCGGGGGCUGCUGGGCGGUGUCUCCAGGCGGAAGCGGAGGGAGCCGCGAGCGGAGCAGAGUCUGUCUCUGCAGGUGGUGAGCAAUGACAGAUAUGCAAAGCCUGGUUGAGCGGUUGGAGAAGGCUGUGGGUCGCUUGGAAGCUGUGUCCCAAAGCCCUGGCAUGUAUGGAGAUGGCCCUUCCAAAGGAAUAGCUGAGUAUGUGCAAGCUUUCGACACUCUCCUGGCUGGUCCAGUAGCAGAAUAUAUGAAGAUCAGCAAAGAUAUUGGUGGUGACGUUCAGAAACACGCUGAAAUGGUCCAUACAGGCCUGACGACUGAGAGGGUUCUCCUGGUGACAGCAUCACAAUAUCAGCAGCCAUCAGGGAAUAACUUCUCAACGCUACUGAAACCCAUUUCAGAGCAAAUCCAGGUGGUGCAGAACUUCCGGGAGAAAAAUCGUGGCAGCAAACUGUUCAAUCACCUAUCAGCUGUCAGUGAGAGCAUCCCGGCACUGGGCUGGAUGGCUAUGGCCCCAAAGCCUGGCCCCUACGUGAAGGAAAUGACAGAUGCGGCCAUGUUUUACACCAACCGGAUCCUCAAGGAAUACAAGGAUGUAGAUAAGAAACAUGUGGACUGGGUGAAAGCUUAUCUGAGUAUCUGGGCAGAGCUGCAGACAUACAUCAAAGAGUAUCACACCACUGGGCUGACCUGGAGCAAAACGGGUCCUAUAGCAAAAGAGGUGGGCAAUGCACCUGCAGCACCCCCAGCCGGUGCUGCUCCUCCACCACCUGGUCCUCCCCCGCCUCCUGCUCCAGGCCCCACAAACUCCGGUUCAGAUGACUCUGUUUCCCGCUCAGCGCUGUUUGCCCAGAUCAAUCAGGGAGAAGGCAUUACCUCUGCCCUGAAACAUGUUUCAGAUGAUAUGAAGACUCACAAGAACCCAGGGUUGAAGAAUCAAGGUGGCCCUGUCCGAACAGGACCCAAACCAUUCACCGCUCCCAAACCCGCCUGUGCAGCUAACCCACCCAAAAAAUCACCCCCAAAGAAGGCACCGGCAAUGCUAGAGCUGGAGGGCAAGAAGUGGAGAGUGGAAAACCAGGAGAAGGCCUCCAACCUGGUGAUCAGUGACACAGAGCUGAAGCAGGUAGCAUAUAUUUACAACUGCACGGACAGUACACUUCAAGUCAAGGGCAAAAUCAAUUCCAUCACUGUGGAUAACUGUAAGAAGCUAGGUCUGGUGUUUGAUGAUGUGGUGGGCAUCGUGGAGAUCAUAAACUGCAGGGACAUUAAAGUUCAGGUAAUGGGUAAAGUGCCAACAAUUUCCAUCAACAAGACAGAUGGAUGCCACGUGUAUCUGAGCAAGAGCUCCCUAGACUGUGAGAUUGUCAGUGCCAAGUCUUCAGAGAUGAACGUCCUCAUCCCCACAGAGAGUGGUGACUUUAACGAGUUCCCUAUCCCUGAACAGUUCAAGUCCCUGUGGAAUGGGCAGAAGCUGGUUACCAGCGUGACGGAAAUUGCUGGCUAAGCAGAAUGGCAUUGGGACUUGUGCCUCCCCUUGCCCUGGCUGUGGGACAAAUCUGCUUUCAGAUGAUUCUCUUAGAUUUCCUGUACCUUUCUGCUCUCAAACUGCUUCUCUGUCUUCUACCUGAGAGACACAGCUACCUGCCUUCACUGAAAUACCUCGGGCUGGGAUUUGGUGUAGGGUGGCGGGUCAGUUGAUCUUCUGCAUCUAUCAGCAGGAAGGUGCAUCAUCCCCCUCUUGUCAGAUCUAACCUCACCAAUCAAUCGCGUCUGACUUCUGGCAAACUUCAGAGCCAGGAUGGGUGGUUGGCUUUCAGAUUGUUCCAUGGGUUUGGUAUUGUGUUAUCUUCAGACAAAUUGUUCAUGUGAGAAAGGAAUGUUGUCCCUCUUUGAAUUGACCUAAUGGUGUCCUUAUCAGGGUCCAUAGUUCCCAGCUUGGUAAGUUGAGCUGGCAGGUGUGUUUCAGGAAGGUACUGGGAGCUGCUACUAACUCAGCUAUGUGUACUAAUCAGUCAGUGGCAUUACAAGAUGUGGGGAAUGGCUUUGCUGGACCAAAGGCUGAGGACUGGGCGUGUAGCAUUCCACCUUGUUUCCCUUUCAACGCUCCUAUUUGCUCCGUGUAAUUCUCUUUGUGCCAUGAUGGGGAGCUUUGCAGUAAACAGGUGCCACGGAAGACUGCAUUGGAGUAAAUGAUCUACUCUGCUGUCUGUCCAGGGUUAGAAGCUGAAGUGUCCACUUCCCUAUGAGCCCUUCUCCAAAAGGGAUCUUCACCCAAGGGGUUCCUUCUAAGCAGCUGAACUCAAGUUCAGUCUUCCAAGACAGUUCUUCUGAACCUGUCUCUCCUUCCUAGCGAGGGAUGCUUCUUCAUUCCAAAUUCAGUAUUUGUUUUGUAAACAAGAGUUCGACUAAGUCAGUCCCAUUGUUCAUUCUCACUCAUGCUUAGUUACUAUAGAAUGUGAAACUGUUCUCAGCCUCUCCCCUUUCCCCUGUUGCUUGGCUCUUUACUCUGCUGGAGGCUUGCAGCCUCUUUUCCAGGGCCUGCAUUGACCCAUAAAGGGAGCUGUACAUGCUUGACCUUCAUGUUUCCUUGUCUCUGGUGACAUCUGCAUAUCUGACUGCAUUUCCUCUGUACGUUGUCAAUGGUUUUUUCUCUAGGAUGAAACUCACAAAAUAUGCAAAUUUUUUUUUUAUUUUGAGACUGUCCUGUAACUUGUACUCAUCUUCUCCUGAGGCUUGUGGGGAAAAAACUUUUCUUAUGUACUUAAAAUUAUAUGGAAGAUAGAAUAAAGUUCAUGCCAACCUGCUCA